AUGGACCCGGGACUGCCCCACGGGGACUGGGUCCAGGGGAACAAAACGCAGCAGCCCCCACUGUGCCUGGCUCGCUCCGACCCCCGCCUGCUCUCCCAGUUCUUUUUUGCCGAUGAGAGGGUGACACGGGUGGUGGCUGAGAUCAAUGGGCUGGAUGCCGAGCUCGACCCACAGCAGUACCUGGUCCUCCUUAACCAGCUCCACCUCAGCCAGGCUCACCUGCUGGCCAUCCUGGAGCGGAUCAUGGAGGAGUGCAUCCCCACGCAACGGCACAGCCGUGACUACCUGGUCAAGUUCCCCGAGGAACUCUUGGUGGACAAUCUGGGGAACCACAUGCUGUUUGCCGCCGAGUGUCUCCUGGCUGGGACCUUCCUGGAGGUGGAGGAGGCGGAUGGGGCGCAGCUGCGGCCCCAGGCCAGGAACCUGCUGUGCAGCCUGGAGCUGGUGCGGACGGUGCUGCGGGAGCAGAGCCUGAGCCAGCCUGGCUCCUACCCUGAGCCCGUCCGGGCUGUGCUCGUCCAGUUUGACCGGCUCUUCGCAGAGUUCGAGCUGAGCUAUGUGUCCUCGCUGGUGGCGGUGAAGUCUCCUGAGGAGAUCUACAGGCAGCAGGAGAUCAUCGUGCUCUUCUGUGAGACAGUGGAGAGAGCCCUGCGCCUCGGCUACCUGACCCAGGAGAUGAUCGAUGGCUACGAACCGCUGCUGAUGUUCACCAUCCCUCGCCUGGCCAUUAUCAGUGGUCUCCUCAUCUACCCCGAGGGUCCCCUCAGUCUGGAGCAGAGGCCCGAGCAGAUGUCACGGGUCUUCAGCCCCUUCUACAACCUCCUGAAGAAGAUCAGGGACCUGCUGCGGGUGCUGUCGGCGGAGGAGCUCGGCCUGCUGGAGAGGAGUCUGUGCACAGCGGAAUCGGAGGAUCCCUGUGGUCCGGCCACCCCUCCAGCUUGGGGGGCAGCCGUGCCCAGAGCGGACUCCCCUGCUCCCUGGGGUCUCCUGGAGGUCCCCCACACCACCCCACCGCCCCCCACCUGCAUGGCACAGCUGGGACCCCCCAGUGUGGUGAAUGACCUGGGCACCGACCGGUGGUGGGGCCCCCAGCCCCCCAGGAGCAGCCCAGGGCUCGAUGCCACCCCGGCUGCCCACUGCUCGGAACUGCGGUCCCGACACAGCAGCACCAAGGACAUGCUGCACACCCUCUUCGUCUGCAUCUCAGGGGUGGCCGAUCAGCUCCAGACCAACUUUGCCAGUGACCUACGGAGCAUCUUGAAAACGGUCUUCAAGAUCGUGGCCUCGCAGGCGGAGCCCUUGGAGGAGCCGAGUGCCAGCCAGGAAGAGGACGGUGCGCCAGAUGCUCCUCGCGUGGCCGACUGUCCCCUGUGCUCCAGCCCCACGGAGGCUCCCGGGCACCGGAGGGCCGUCUCUAACCUUUGA
Charadrius vociferus (killdeer) is the source of this 1425-nucleotide messenger RNA. Its product is annotated as lateral signaling target protein 2 homolog. Gene Ontology annotation, biological process: negative regulation of epidermal growth factor-activated receptor activity. The record is from RefSeq and is a predicted model, not a curated record. The transcript has 12 exons. Gene Ontology annotation, cellular component: early endosome membrane. NCBI's taxonomy places the organism in Eukaryota, Metazoa, Chordata, Aves, Charadriiformes, Charadriidae. Bases 1 to 1425 code for a protein of 474 amino acids.